Molecule: messenger RNA, 1267 nt
Organism: Lingula anatina
Lineage: Eukaryota; Metazoa; Brachiopoda; Lingulata; Lingulida; Lingulidae
Biological process (GO): cell-cell junction maintenance
Cellular component (GO): membrane
Source: RefSeq, a predicted model, not a curated record
CAAGGCACCAAAAUAGCUUGUGGGUUGCCAGAUAAAAGAGAACACCGCGCGCAUAGUCUUAUAGGCGGGGUCCUACAGGUACAUGGCGUCUUAGGUUAGGCUAUAAAGGUGCAUGAUAUCCAAUUUUAUCAUAAUUCCGCACUUGUGCGAAUCACCUUUAAAGUCAAGUACUUUGGAGUUUAAUCCAGCUCCGCUUAUUUAAAAUGACGAGAAACCUAUUUUGUGCGGUAGCGGUUACCAUGCUGGGUGUUUUAAACGCCCAGAAAGAUGUGAUGACGAAUUCAACGUAUCCUCUCCCAACGCAGAAAGUUAACAACUACAUUGGCGCCGAUGGCUUAGCGGCUUGGAUAAAAAGCUGGCUGGGCGUACUAAGCCAAGAGAUAUACACUGCCAGAAUCAAGGAUGAAAACCUUACUGCUGAAGUUGAAGAGCUACAGCGAUCUGAUAACAGCUUCAAUAAAACUCUACAUGACGUUCAACAGAAAGUAAACAAUGGGAUACAAUCCGUCGCCUCUACCCAAGCAGAAAAGGUGGCGCUAACUAACCAGGUAGCAACACUGAAGCAGCAGCUGCAACAGCUGAAGGAUUCCUCACAAAAAGAGAGGGCACUGCUGAGGAGCGAAAUGCAGAGCCUUGAGCUGCAAUUACAGCAGCAGCUCAAGUUGGUGCAACAAACAUCCAAUAGUCUGAAUCAAAUGCUUGUAGUGCCCAUACGUUUGGUGAAUGGUGGAUCUCCGCUUCAGGGCAGAUUGGAGGUUUUCUUCAACGGUGAAUGGGGAACUGUCUGCGAUGACAUGUUUGACGUCAAUGAUGCUAAGGUUGUGUGCAGGCAACUAGGGUAUAAUGGCAACAUCAUACGCGUGCAACGAUUCGGAUCAGGUACCGGUAAAAUAUGGAUUGAUGAUUUACAAUGCGCUGGGAACGAAAAUCACAUUAGGUUCUGUAAGCACAAUGGUUGGGGCAUAGAGAACUGCAGUCACAGAAAAGAUAUUGGCGUGGCAUGCACUGAUUUGGGAUCCGGGCCCAUACCCAAUCGAGGCAAAUAAACUGAAUGUUUACACAUCAUUCAAGGGAGACCAACUACUGGUACAGCAAAAAUGUUGUGGGGAGAAGGGAAGAAUGAGAAACACAAUAUUUUUGUUUUAAUGUUAGUCACUAAGAUAUUUUAAGAAUUUAAAAUACUGUGCACUUUCCGGUGAGUGUUUAAAUUUUAAAUCUUAUUUGUACUGUAAAAAGUAAAAAGAUAUUAAAAACUGUACUCCUUAUA